This is a messenger RNA of Hyaloscypha bicolor E, 1614 nucleotides long. RefSeq names its product aspartate kinase-like protein. Bases 1 to 1614 code for a protein of 537 amino acids. Gene Ontology annotation, biological process: amino acid biosynthetic process. The transcript has 4 exons. Gene Ontology annotation, molecular function: aspartate kinase activity. The record is from RefSeq and is a predicted model, not a curated record. Lineage: Eukaryota; Fungi; Ascomycota; Leotiomycetes; Helotiales; Hyaloscyphaceae.
AUGAGUAAGGAAGCGGCACUGCCCAGUGGGACUGGAAUAGUGGGGGAGGCGACGGUGGAGGGGAAGAGGGAGGGGUCGCAGUCGAGGUGGAGGAAUGAUUCUGAGGCGGGGUGGGUGGUGCAGAAGUUUGGGGGCACCAGCGUGGGGAAGUUUGCGGUCAAUAUUGCGGAGGAUAUUGUGAGGGCGGGCUUGAAGGAGCAUAGGAUCGCGGUGGUUUGCUCGGCGAGGAGUACGGGGAAGAAGGUCGAGGGGACUACGAGUCGGUUAUUAGAGAUCUACGGCGUCCUGCAAGAAGUCAAUUCUGUCAAAGACACCGAGUCAGUACACUACGAAAGCCUUGUCAACGAGUACGAAAGAUUGGUCGGUGUCAUCUGCGCAGACCAUGUCAAUGCAGCGAAAACAGAUAUUCGAGAUGAAAAUAUACGGGCCGAGCUCAUAAAAGAGACGGAAGGUGAAUGCAGAGAGAUUAUAGACUAUAGAAUUGCCGCUGAAAGGUGGCAUUUGGAGAUCGACGGCAGGAGUAAGGAUCGAAUCGUUAGCUUUGGGGAGAAACUGAGCAGUCGUUUCGUCACCGCGCUGUUGCAGGAUAGAGGAGUCGAGGCCGAAUACGUCGAUCUUUCCGAUGUUGUACAUUUCAAGACCUCGAAAGGGCUGGACUUGGCAUUUUAUAUGGAGAUGGCCGCUGCUCUCCGAGAAAAGGUCAAGGCUUGCGAGGAAAGGGUACCCGUUAUCACAGGUUACUUUGGCACUGUGCCUGGCGGAUUGAUGGAUGGUGAAAUUGGGAGAGGAUACACAGAUCUCUGCGCGUCUCUGGUCGCAGUUGGGAUCAAAGCAGAUGAGCUACAAGUUUGGAAAGAAGUGGAUGGUAUCUUCACCGCCGAUCCAACGAAAGUUCCCACCGCACGACUCCUUCCAACAAUCACUCCUUCAGAAGCAGCCGAGUUGACAUUCUACGGCUCCGAAGUCAUCCACCACCUCACUAUGGACCAAGUCAUCCGUGCCACACCGCCCAUCCAGAUCAGAAUCAAGAACGUCAAGAAUUCUCGUGGAAACGGUACAAUCGUACUCCCAGACGCAAAGCUCACCUCGACACAGCUAUCCCAUAACAGAAGCUUUAGUGCCUUAUCACUAUCAGCUAGGAAAACACCAAAGAGACCGACAGCCGUCACCAUCAAGGAUAAAAUCUCUGUCAUCAACGUCCAUUCCAAUAAACGCUCCAUCUCUCACGGUUUCUUCGCAAAAGUAUUCUCCAUCCUAAACAAGCGGCAGUUAUCAGUGGAUCUGAUCUCGACCUCCGAAGUCCACGUAUCUAUGGCCAUCCACUCAGCAAACAUCUCAGACGAAGAUCUACAAAAGACAAAAGAGCAACUAGAAGAGUGUGGCGAGGUCAGUAUACUGAAUCAGAUGGCCAUCUUAAGUUUGGUCGGCGCGGAUAUGAAGAACAUGAUUGGCAUUGCGGGUCGCAUGUUCAGUACAUUAGGGGAAAAUAAUGUCAAUAUUGAGAUGAUAUCACAAGGAGCGAGUGAAAUCAAUAUAUCCUGCGUUAUAGAUGCAUAUGAGGCCACGAGGGCCAUGAAUAUAUUGCAUACAAAUCUUUUCACAUUCCUCGAAUAG